AAGCUCGCUUGGCUGAGGAGCGAGCGAGAGACAAAGCGAGCCCACCGAGCGCAGAGUUUGAGCGAGUCCGAGAGAGAAAGCAGCGUCCGAGCAGCAGUUCGUUGACCAGUUCUGCUCGGGUCCUCGUCUCUUGCCUCCUCGUCGCAGGCAUAGAAAGUCUCUCGGGGGUCUGUCUCCCUGCCUGCGUCUGUCUUCGUAGCUCUGAGCGAGGGCACAGUCUGAAAUUCUAAACCGUUCUCCUCUUCGACCGAUCCCCUUCGGUCCUUCUGUUCUGUCUGUGUCUCCCUCCUUUUCUCCCUGUUCCGUAGGCUUCGACAGUGGCGAAAACAUUGUAGAUAUAUCGUGAGGAGUUGUUUGAUUGGAUUGAUUGAUCGAUUCUAGCGCAGAUCACCCGUACAUGGUGGCAAAGGCCUGCCUAUAAAGCUUAUGGAUUAGAAGCAAUGGGGGCUGAACAAGAAACAUUGCAGAAUGGCAACGGAGUGGUCGAUAUUGUCGUCGACGAGAAGGCCAGUAAGGUCGGUGGAGAGGAAAAGGUGCAGCCGGAUGUCGUGGCCGCAAAAUCAGAGGUUCCAUCUUCACAGCAGGUUGUGAAAACUAGCGAGCAGCAGCAGCAGCAGCAGCAGCCGCCUGAAAUAACAACGAAAUCAGUAGCACCAGCCGUAGAGCAGGUGCCGAAUACCAAAAAAUCACAAGCCCCUUCAGCUGCUGCUGCUGCUGCAGCAGCGCCGAAUGAAAAGUCGCCUCCCUCAGUCGAGGAGGCGGUGAAGACGACGACGACGACGACGAGUGAAAAUGCUGCUCCUGCGGUAGAGCAGGUGGCGAAGACCAGCGAGCCCAUCGGUGCUGUGGCCACGGCGAAAUCAGCCGCACCAGUCGGAGAGAACGUGGUUCUGAAGACCGGAGGAGCAGCAGCAGCAGCAGCAUCUGGAGCAGAGCACGUCGCGAAGACGAAAGAAGAGAAGGGGAAAGCCGUCGAAGAGAAAGAGACCAACAUCAACACCUUGUUGCUGAACGAUGACGAGGUCGCCACGACUCUGGCAGCGGCGAGUCAGAAGCUCGCCAUCGCGCACGCGAAGGAAAAGAAAAAAAAUCAAUCCGGGCUGUCCAAAUUUUUCUCGGCCUUGUCGCCCAAACGCAUUCUCGUGAGGUUCCGCGAUUGCUAUGUCAACACCUGCAUGAUGGCUGCAGAGAAAGGAGAUUUCGCCGACCUCGUGGCAGGGCAUCCGGGCAUGUUCUACGCCGGGGACAAUGUGAUGAGCCGCACUUCAUCUCAGAAGCGUGAGCGCGAUCACGAGGAGGUCCUGGCAUCUCUGAGCCGGCAGGUCUCUGCCUCGCUGAGCCGGCAAGCGUCGCAGGCCAACAGAGGGUCGUCUCCGGGCUUGAACAGAACCUCGUCGAACGGGAUGCAAGGAUUGAGGCGGAAUGCAUCGACAGGAAUGCCAGGCCUGAGCAGGAAUGGCUCGGCGGCGGGAAUGGGCGGAUUGAAUCGCACCGGUUCCACGGGGAUGGCAAGCUUGAGCAGGCAAGCCUCGACUGGAAUAAGUGGCAGUACUUUUGGCAGAAACUCCUCGACUCGUCGACAUGUGCCGGACUCCGAGCUCUUCAAGGGAGGGAGGACCACGUUCCUGGAGAGUGUUGCGGCCAGAAACUCCUCUGCAGCUGCUGCCGAUUUGAUCUCCAAAGUGCCGCCUGCGAAAUCAGUCGAUUCCGGGCCGUCAUUACCGAGCUCUUCUUCUUCUGCUUCUGCUGCCACCACUGCUGCUUCUGAUUCUACCUCGCAAGGCAAGAAAGAAUCGGCCACCGCACUGCAAAAGAAAUCUCAAUAGACGCUCACUCGAAAUCUACUGCCGUGCGAUUGCUGUUCCGCUUAUUACUGUAAAAUAUUGAGCAUAGGUCUUGGUAGACAUGUAGCUGAUCCCAUUCUUCCCGUUAGUUGUCCAUUGAUAUUGUAUGUAAUUGUAGCUCUUUUCUCCUGCUGAAACCACGAGGGAAAAAAUAUCGUCGAAAGUUCUUUUUUUUUGUUGAUGAGAUUGUCCAUAAUUAAUCGAAAACAUCACAAGGGAGAGCUCGCACUCUUUCGAUCUAUUCUCGCCUGUAUCUUAAUAUCUAAUCUCGAGCGUCCCUCCGACUUGUGUCGA
This is a messenger RNA of Marchantia polymorpha subsp. ruderalis, 2138 nucleotides long. Lineage: Eukaryota; Viridiplantae; Streptophyta; Marchantiopsida; Marchantiales; Marchantiaceae. The record is from the annotation of a GenBank genome assembly.